AAUAAGAUCGGUAAAUGAGAAAAUAUUUAUAUGUCGCAGAUAGAGAGGUAGAAUGUCGGCAAAUGCCGCUCGUAAUAUUGUUAAUUAUGGUACAAGUAUAGUAUAGAUAGACGAUAAUAAUAGUACGUCAAUGAUACCCAAUGAUACCGAUCGCGUUGUAUAUUUCGCGGGCAAUGCGGGCAUUUCGAGAUUUCGAGCCAUCGCGCAUCGAGCGGAAUCGAGCGCAUCUCUGACUUUGACUCUGACUCUUGGCGGUAUUCAAGUGCAUGCCUGUUUAGCACUUGAGCUUCAGCUGUUGAGUGUUGACGCCACUCGCCACUCGCCACUCGCCAGUUCACGCUGUAUCGCGGAUCGCGGGAAACGGGCACGUAGGUCAAUGCAAGAUUCUCGUAACCCCAUUAUGCGAGUCUAACAAGGUGAAGCAAACUCCGCGGGUGUUUCUGAUGUGCUUUGUCGGUUGUAUGUACGCGUUUAAAUUCUCGCCAACUCAAAGUUUAAAGAUCUCUUAUAUAUAUGCCUACUUGAUUUCGAUCGAUUGUGACGAUUGUUCCGCGGACAAUCGGACAAUCGGACGCGGCGGAUAUUUAUUUAUGAAUAUUGUAGAGAGAAUAUAUAGUAGGACACAGCCCAUAGGAAUGUAACGCUAAUUUACAAUUGCAGGAAUCGCGCGUUGAUCGCAUUUGGCUCAACUUGAGCUUUAAUCUUCGCGGCCGCGCUAGACGGCUCCUGUUCCUGUAAUCCUGUAACGUGUAACGCGGCUGUUAAUGGCUACUUACGGCUACGCAGAGCUGGCUCUCGUCGAUAACUCUCGAUUAGCCAUCUAAGAUCACACAGGCGUGUCGCGAGCAGUCGGUAGUUACGCCGACAGAAAGGACCGGCCGUAAUAUUACGAUAUAAUUGUGAGAGACAGUCUCUCAACUUCCACGACUACUCGAUCGUACGAUUAUAUCGUUACAGUGAUACCACUAGUGUUCCACCGUGGACACUAACGCGGUAUGCAGUUACGCAUUUGUAUCCUAGCCUGUCUCCUAUUCAAGGGGCUGGCUCGAGCCGAAGAAGUCGAGGUUGUGGAGGCAAUUCCGGGAGAAGAUAAUCGAAACGAGAAUUCGGCACUGAAUCACCAGGAUAACGAAUUAAUUAAUUCCGAUCAAUUGGCAUUGGAUUCCAUAGCGGAUAAGGAUGCGGGAGGGAAUCACUAUAAAUCGGGUGGUCUUCGAGGUCAUCCUCUGCUACCACCGGGUCGAGGUGCGUUAAGUUUGCCGCGUCCGCAUAACGUCGCCUAUCAUGGACCACCACCACCAUUGCCGUCUUCUAAAGCGCACGCGGAAGCUAUGGAUAAGAUCUAUACCACUGGCGGUGGCGUUAGCACCGCGGUCGGCGUCGAACCUUGGCCAGCGCCGACGCCCGAUAUGCCAAAGAUUGUGUCGCUGGACGUGAAAUGCGAGAAAAGUCUGAUGAAGGUUUACUUGGGCUUCGAUAAGCCGUUCUACGGUAUAGUCUUCAGUAAGGGCCACUACAGCAACAUUAAUUGCGUACAUCUACCUGCGGGACUUGGCCGCACGUCCGUCAACUUCGAAAUCAGCAUACACGCGUGCGGGACGGCCGGCAAUACGGAGAAUGGAUUGUACGGCUACGGCGCCGAGUCUGGCUCCGGGACGUUCUUUGAAAAUAUCAUAGUGGUGCAGUACGAUCCUCAAGUGCAAGAGGUCUGGGAUCAGGCGCGUAAACUGCGGUGCACUUGGCACGAUCUGUACGAGAAGUCGGUCACUUUCCGCCCAUUUCCCGUCGACAUGCUGGACGUAGUUCGCGCGGACUUCGCCGGUGAUAACGUCGGCUGCUGGAUGCAGAUCCAAGUUGGCAAGGGACCGUGGGCUUCCGAGGUUUCGGGAUUGGUCAAGAUCGGCCAGACUAUGACGAUGGUACUCGCGAUCAAGGACGACGAUUCCAAGUUCGACAUGCUUGUGAGAAACUGCAUGGCCCACGACGGCAAACGCGCGCCGAUACAAUUGGUAGAUCAGCGAGGCUGUAUCACCCGGCCGAAAUUGAUGUCUAGAUUCACAAAAAUCAAGAAUUUCGGCGCUUCGGCGUCAGUGCUGUCCUACGCCCAUUUCCAGGCGUUCAAGUUUCCAGACUCUAUGGAGGUUCACUUCCAGUGUACCAUACAGAUAUGCCGAUACCAAUGUCCGGAACAGUGCUCGGAAUCGUCGCCGCUUUUGGAGAAUCAGAGUCUCCUGGAGAAUCACCAUCAUCACUCGCCGACGAAUGGGCACCCUGACGUCGGAUACGGUCUUCCGCCUCCGAUCCCGCUGCCGUUGGAGGCCUAUUUACAGGCAGCGGCUGGACGACCCCGAGACGAAAGAAGAAGGAAAUCCCGAGAGAUCGUGCACAAUCCACAAAAGGCCGUAGGUGUAAAUCGAAUUAUCCGUGUCGUCUCGACCGGUGACCUGACCUUCUCCAUCGACGAGAGCAACAACAACAACAACAACAACGGCGAGAUGAAUGGACCAACGAUGGUAUUUCCACAACGUCACGAGAACACGGGUAGCUCGACCAUGAUCUGCAUGACCACUCCUGGAUUCGCGAUUACUCUCAUUGUCCUACUUGCCGUUCUACUUUCCUCGUGUGUGUUGUCCGCUUACCUCUUUAUACGUCUCAGGCCCUUUUCGGCAAGGGCCAAAAAGUCCAUGGCGUUUUCUAACGUCGAACAGAAUGGCGCGACGAAGAAACCUUCGAGAACGUGCUUCUACUCAUAGAGAUAUCUGUCACGAGUUUUGGUGAUCUGAUAUAUCUUGAUGUUGGAAGAAGGACCUCUUCUUCGAAACCGGUUUACGAGAUUUUCUACUAUAUCGUUGAAACGUCGUUGGAGGUCAAUAUUUCCACAGGAUGAAUUCUCUGCGAUCGUGUAGAGAAAAAGAAAUUAGUUUUGGGUGUCAAUACUUUGCCAAGACAAAAUAUUAGUGGUAAACGGGUGGAAGUCAUUUGUACUAUUUCAAAUACCUUUGGCCAUUAACUGACAGUAUUUUUUGUACGUAUAUUUAUGUGUAUGCAGAAUUUCGAGCGGAUCGAGCACACGUAGUGGAAUACCUUUUACAAGGAGACCAGAAAGGGAACUUUAUGUAAACUGGUCUUCGAAAUUGCGAAUCUUCAGGUUUCGUAGAGGCUAUCGAGUGUCGCAAGCACGACUUUAUGUAAAACUACGUUUUCCUAACGCCAGCGGUAUUAUCUUACGAUAAUGUUGCAAUACUCGUGUCACCUUCGUUCACUACAUAUUACGGUCUUCAUAGAGUUGUGCUUCGUCAUAAUGAAACUUAUGCUCAGGCCUUUAUAGGCAUAAACAUAGGCGAUACGCCGAAAAUUUAGUCAAAGAUAAUCAAACCUGUUUCUGCGUUUAUUACUUAUCUACAUGUUUGUAUUUAGUUUCUCUCUGUUUUCUUUUUCUUUCGGGAUUUGGGAUUCUCGUAUAACAACGUAUGGUUGCUCAAAAUGCGACUAGGUAAUAAUAAAGCUGAAAUUUUGCGAAAAUAGUCUAUGUUAUCUACAAUAUAGCAUUUAAGCAAUGUUAAUAAUGUUAUUGUUAAUAUUAUUAUUCAUAUUUAUAC
Messenger RNA from Temnothorax curvispinosus, 3599 nucleotides. RefSeq lists its product as uncharacterized. The transcript has 4 exons. The coding region runs from base 996 to 2753 and encodes 585 amino acids. Lineage: Eukaryota; Metazoa; Arthropoda; Insecta; Hymenoptera; Formicidae. The record is from RefSeq and is a predicted model, not a curated record.